CUAUCUCAUGGGAGGAGUAGCCCAUGUGUAAGAUGCUGAAGAAAAUUCCCCCACAUGUAUGAAGCAUGUUUAACCAAUUGUCUUCCAGUCAGUCUCCUCCCUCAGGUAUCUGUCCCAGUGGCUAUAAAUUGAGAUGAGAUUAGACAAAAUAUAAACACUCUUCUGAACUCUUCAGUAAGAUCUUACCAAGGAGAUUUUACCUCUCAGAAGUCAGAAAUUUUCUCCACUGAGCCAGCAGCUUCUCCACUCCCUGAGGGUCCACUCCUCUCUUCUCUGCCUCCAGAAGAUCCAGCAGCUUGUCCAGCAGCAGCAUGACUCCUCAUGGCCUCCUCCUGUCCGUCCUGGUCCUCUUGUCUUUCUUCAGCUCUACCUGGUGCAAUCCCAUGUGCAACAACAAGUGCUGUCAGUUUGUGGAGGAAUUCCCUGUCAGGCUAAAGAAGCUCAGAGAGGACUAUUCGCAGAUCAGAGACUUCUAUGAAGCAAACGAUGACUUGGACACAGCGCUGCUAGACCAGAGCGUCGAGGACUCCUUCAAAAGCCCGUUUGCGUGCCACACCAUGGACAGCAUACUUCACUUCUAUCUGAACACUGUUCUGCCAGCAGCCAUGGCUGGAGUGACGAACGAUACCAAGGACCUAAAGCCUUACAUGGAGUCCAUACAGCAGAUCUUCGACGAGCUCAAAAUUGAGGUCACCAGAUGUAGACACUACUUCUCCUGCAAAAAACAGUUUGACAUCGAUCUUCUAAACUCCACUUACACUCAGAUGGAGAGUAAAGGUCUAUAUAAGGCCAUGGGCGAGCUGAAUCUGCUCUUUAACUACAUUGAGACAUAUCUGGCUUCUAAACGGCACAGAAACAGAGCAGCUACUGUUUGAGGACCUGCUGAUCUCGAGGAGCCUAAUCAAAAUGUGACCUUGUUCAUCUCAGGGAAAAAAACUGCUAUUGACUCUGCAUUCAAUCCGUUACUUUCAGUUGUGAGUGUCGUCAGACAUUGUUGUAGCCUGCUGAACUGUUGUCUUUGUUUUUCUGAGACUUCUGUUUUUGUCCUGGGGACAAAUUUCUGUAGGACCAUAUUGAGUCCUACUCAUUUGAACAACUAUAACUGUCAACUAUAAGGCUGUGAUAUUUAUUUUUUUAUAUCAAAUAAAAUGUGUAUUUUUGUAUUUAUGAUGACUAAUAUUGUAUUGUUGAAGAUGAAUAAAUGACUUG
Centropristis striata (black sea bass) is the source of this 1209-nucleotide messenger RNA. RefSeq names its product interleukin 10 (gene il10). The transcript is spliced from 5 exons. Gene Ontology annotation, molecular function: cytokine activity. The coding region runs from base 312 to 875 and encodes 187 amino acids. The record is from RefSeq and is a predicted model, not a curated record. Gene Ontology annotation, cellular component: extracellular region. Gene Ontology annotation, biological process: immune response. Lineage: Eukaryota; Metazoa; Chordata; Actinopteri; Perciformes; Serranidae.